UGAAGUAAAGGAUUGAUUAAAUCCGUUCUUCCGCCUGAGCAAUCAACAUAGUGUCAAAAGGCGAAAUACGAAUUCACUGAAACUCAGGACUGGUUCAACGAUCAUGGAAAUCAUUGAUCCACCAGGUCACCGCAUCCACGCACAGAGCUCUCGAGAUAGGAUCUUGGGAAGGCAGAUCAUUCGUGGGUUGGGUUGGGGGGGACGGCCAUAUCACCUGUAUUAACCAAUUUGAUCUCCAACGGGACCAUUUCAGUCCCCUGCACUUAACAAGUUGCAUCCACGGGGCUUCGUUUAGAUCUACAUUGAUGAACCGCAUGAAGCAGAUGACAUGUCACUUGAUGGAGAAUUAGGCCGGCGUAUAGCCCAGAAGAAUGCCAUCGUCAUGUUCGAUGAUUACGACCGGAAAACGCAACCGGCGGAGAGUUGUCACCAUCCCCGACGAGGAAUCGAUGCAUUUAUGGCAGUGCAUGAAGGGGAAUAUGAAGCCCUUCACUCGGGUUACCAAAGCAAGACGGAAUCGGCCUUUUGCCCAAGGACGCCAACAGUCAAGCUGGAAAGAAUUUGUGUACAGCAUCAACUUGGUGAUAACGAAUAUGCAAUACUCGUAACUGUCACUCUUCAUACAGCCGUUGCAGAUGACACCUUAGGUUAGGUGUCCGGACACGCGGCGUCCGGAUGGGUGCUUAGCGCCUCUGGCCCUACGCACCAUUGCUACCGUCGCUCAGGAGGCAAUCUCCAACAGCAUCAA
This is a messenger RNA of Cantharellus anzutake, 748 nucleotides long. RefSeq lists its product as uncharacterized. The record is from RefSeq and is a predicted model, not a curated record. Bases 329 to 652 code for a protein of 107 amino acids. NCBI's taxonomy places the organism in Eukaryota, Fungi, Basidiomycota, Agaricomycetes, Cantharellales, Hydnaceae. The transcript has 2 exons.